Messenger RNA from Pseudophryne corroboree (corroboree frog), 2335 nucleotides. Its product is annotated as cytochrome P450 2G1-like. The record is from RefSeq and is a predicted model, not a curated record. NCBI's taxonomy places the organism in Eukaryota, Metazoa, Chordata, Amphibia, Anura, Myobatrachidae. Gene Ontology annotation, biological process: xenobiotic metabolic process; epoxygenase P450 pathway. Bases 79 to 1566 code for a protein of 495 amino acids. The transcript is spliced from 9 exons. Gene Ontology annotation, cellular component: cytoplasm; intracellular membrane-bounded organelle. Gene Ontology annotation, molecular function: oxygen binding; heme binding; iron ion binding.
AGCUAACUGAUUGUGCUCAGUAGACACUGACGGCAGACCAUCAGAUACACAGUGAAGUUAAGCUUGUCGGAGCUUAGAAUGUAUUUACUACAAGAUUUCUCAUCGCUACUGAUGUUAUAUGCUUUUUUCCUUAUAUCGUAUUUAUGGUUGAAGAGAUUUUGGAGAAAUAACAACCUUCCCCCUGGACCGACACCUCUUCCAUUGUUGGGGAACUUCCUACAGUUAGGAGUAGGAGGAAUAGUGAACUCUGUGGCUAAACUCACUGAGAAAUAUGGUGACAUAUAUACCAUCUAUCUGGGGUCUCGUCCAAUUGUGGUGGUCACCGGAUACAAGUUAGUAAAACAAAUCUAUUUGGACGAUGGAGAUGAUUACUUAAAUCGGGGAGACAUGCCACCUUGGGAAACUUUCUACAAAGGUCACGGCUUGGCUUUUACAAAAAACAUGAAGAGGUGGAGGACACUCCGUCGGUUUUCUAUGCCUGUUUUGCGGGAUCUUGGCUUUGGGAAAAGGAGCACUGAAGACCAUAUUCAAGAAGAGACAUCCCGCCUAGUUGCAGAACUAAAGGAGACUAAAGAAUCAGUCUUUGACCCUCGUAACUGUCUCAGCAGAGCUGUUUGCAAUAUAAUUUUCUCCAUCAUGUUCGGAAAUCAUCAUAAAUUUGAGGACGAUGACGUAGAUACUGUUUUGUCUUGUAUACAUGACGCAUUAGUUCUUAUCAGCUCAGCCUGGGGACAGAUGUUUGAUAUGUUUCCUGGCCUGAUGAGAGUUGUUCCUGGGCGUCACCACAACAUAUAUAAUCUACUGAAGAAGCUCAGCCAGUUUGUGGAAACCAGAGUACAAAUUAAUCAGAAGACUUUGGAUCCUGAUAACCCAAGGGAUUAUGUUGAUGUUUUCCUCAUUCAAAUAGAAAAGGGGAAAAAUGACCCAGACAGUGAGUUUUAUAUGAAGAAUUUACUGGCAAACACAUUACAGAUCUUCUUUGCUGGGGUGGAGACCAUGAGCACAACGCUGACCUAUUCUCUAUUAGUUCUCUUGAAAUACCCUGAUGUCCUUGCCAAGGUACAUGUGGAAAUUGACAAUACCAUUGGUCGAAAUCGCAGCCCAACUAUGCAAGACAGAAUCAACCUGCCUUACACAGAAGCAAUGAUCCAUGAAAUGCAAAGAUUCACAAACCUGAUUCCAUUGGGUGUACUACGUAAAACACUUAAAGAGGUUAAACUUAAAGGAUACACACUACCAAAGGAUACUGAUGUUUUACCAGUACUGACAUCUGUGCUGCAAGAUCCAUCCUGUUUUAAGUUCCCAACAGAAUUCAACCCUGAAAAUUUUCUCACUGAAAAGGGAGAAUUUCAGAAGAAUAAUGCCUUCAUGCCUCUAGCCGCAGGAAAGAGAAUCUGCCUCGGAGAACCACUGGUACGAAUGGAAUUAUUUCUCUUCCUUACCACCAUCCUGCAAAAUUUUGACUUGAAGUCCCCUGUGCCACCGGAAGAUCUGGACAUCAGACCCAUUGUAUCUGGACUGGCAAAUUUUCCCAAACCAUACAAAAUGUCCUUUAUUCCUCGCUGAAUGUUAAUAUUGUUUAAGAAUAGUCAGGUGUCUUUAGAAACGUAGUUUGGGGUGCUAGUGUUUAUUUGUUGAGAAUUUAGUAUGUUUGUGAAAUUAUAUUCAUUUACAUAUUUGAUACCGCUAUAUUAUGAGGGGGUAUCUGGGUUAAUAGUUUGACAGUAGUUAGGUCGACCCCAUAUGUUUGACAUGCGUUAGGUCGACUUAGUCAAUACUGUAGGUUGACAUGUAAAAUGUCGACACUGCUUAAGCUCGACAGGAACAAAAGGAUCACGGAUUCAAAUGAUCGACAUGACAGUGGUUGAUACAUCUACGGUUGACACAAGUUUUAUUUUUUCAACUUUUUCAUCCUUUACCAUCCACAUGGACUACGAUGGGAAUAGUAACCUUGCCCGAAGCUUGGCGAGCAAAGCAAGCCAUGUUAGGGGACGCAGUACACUAAUUGAUGUCACAUGUAGUUAAAAAACCAAAAUGACACCAUAGAAAAAUUGUGUCGACCUUUUUAGUGUUAACCAUUUCCAUGUCGACCCUUCUAAUGUGUCAACCUUUUGUACCUGUGGACCUUACAGCUGUCUACCAUUUCAAUCUUCACCUAAUGACCCUGUCGACCUAAUGACCCUUUUGACCUUGUGACCCUGCCGACCUUCCCAUGUUGGCCAUAUGGGGUCGACCUAUGACUGUUGACCUAAUUAGGGUUGACUAAAUUAUCCACAUCUUUAUGAGAGCAAUCCUUUGUUUAUUGAUUAAAGUAUUACAAAAUUAUUAACAAUUA